Globicephala melas (long-finned pilot whale) is the source of this 1083-nucleotide messenger RNA. Its product is annotated as olfactory receptor 5P55-like. Gene Ontology annotation, molecular function: G protein-coupled receptor activity; olfactory receptor activity; odorant binding. Gene Ontology annotation, biological process: sensory perception of smell; G protein-coupled receptor signaling pathway. Lineage: Eukaryota; Metazoa; Chordata; Mammalia; Artiodactyla; Delphinidae. The record is from RefSeq and is a predicted model, not a curated record. Gene Ontology annotation, cellular component: membrane.
AUGGAGGCUGAGAUCCGCAAUCUGCCGUCUGCAAGCUGGAGGACUAGGAAAGACAGUGCUGGAAUUCAGUCUGAACAAAAGCCUAAAAACCAGGGGGCUAUCGACGCGCUCUACCGACUGGAGGAUGCCCACCCGCAUUGUGACAGGGGCACUACAGCAAAGAACUGCACCUGCGUCACCUGGUUCCUCCUGCUGCGGCUCACAGAGCAGGCAGGGCUCAAGGGCAUCCUUGCACUCUUCCUGUUCAUCUACUCAGUUACCCUCACAGACAACCUGGCCAUGAUCACCCUGAUCCACGCAGACCCGCAGCUCCACACGCCCAUGUACUUCUUGCUGAGUAUCCUCUCCUUCAUAGACUCCUCCUUCUCCACGUUAAACACCCCCAGGUUGCUGCAGAGCUUCCUAACCUCAAGCCAGUCCACCUCCUUUGCAGGCUGCCUGGUCCAGAUGACCCUCAUGACUCUCCACGGUACUGCUGGGUGUCUGCUCCUGGCCAUUAUGGCAUAUGACCGAUUUGCUGCCAUCUACCACCCUCUCCUCUACAAAAUCAGCAUGUCCCAACAUCUGUGUGUCCAACUGGUGGCAGUCACCUAUAUGGCUUCUGUUGCCAAUUCAGCUUUACUGACUGGGUACAUCUUCAAGCCGCUCUACUGUGGCCCCCAUAUCAUUAACCACUAUGUCUGUGACAUCCCCCUUGUGCUCCAACUUGCCUGUGCAGACGUUGCCAAGGCUGAGGCCAUUGUCUUCUCAUCUUCUGCCUUGAUUAUCCUCUUUACCAUCAUCAUUAUCCUGGUCUCUUAUGCCUACAGCCUGGUGACUAUCUGCAGGAUGCGUUCCCUCAAGGCUUAGAGCAAAGCACUCUCCACCUGUGCCUCUCACCUCGCAGUCAUCUGCCUCUUCUACGGCACCAUCACCUUCAUGUAUGCUCAGGCAAGCUCUCACAGUUCCAUGGAACAGAACGAGGUCGUGUCUGUCUUCUACACAGUGAUCAUCCCCAUGCUGAACCCUCUGAUCUACAGCCUGAGGAAUAAAGAUGUGAAGCCUGCUCUAAAGAGGGGAUGCCUUGACAUGCUGCCUUCCUAA